Messenger RNA from Plasmodium relictum, 1026 nucleotides. RefSeq names its product conserved Plasmodium protein, unknown function. Lineage: Eukaryota; Apicomplexa; Aconoidasida; Haemosporida; Plasmodiidae. Bases 1 to 1026 code for a protein of 341 amino acids. The record is from RefSeq and is a predicted model, not a curated record. The transcript has a single exon.
AUGAUAACAUCCAUAGAUGUUAUACAUGAAUUAUUAACGACAAUAUAUUAUAACAUUUUUUCAAGAAAUAGAAAUAAUAUAAAUAAAUUUGAUGUAUUAUUAUAUUUAGAUGAUUAUUAUUAUUUUGAUAUAUUAAAAAAGGUAAGUGAAGAUAUAAAAGAUUUAGAUAAUAGUUCGAUUAUAAUAGAAAAAGAAGAUUUUAAUACAAUUUUUAAUAACUUUAGUUCAAGAAGAAAUUAUAUUAUAAAAAGUAAGGUAUAUUCUAAUGAUAAUGAAAAGAGAAUAGAUUUUCUUCAUGAAUUACUUUGUGAUUUAUUAUGCCUAUUAUAUAAAAAUAAAAGCAUUAAAAAAAAUAGAAUAAUACCAAAAAUAUAUAAUUCAGGAAAAAAUGAAAAAUGGAAAAAUAUUGAAAAUCAUUUAUUAAGUAUUGCAAAAUUAAAUAACAAAAACAUUUCCAAAAUAAAUGAAAAAAGUAUGGUUGAUAUUUUAGAUAUAAAUAUUGAAAAUUUUAAAAAUGAAGAUAUAAUAAUUCAAAAAAAAGUAAAUAAAGAUACUGAGAAAAUAUUAAAUACAUUAAUAGAUAAAUACAAUGCAGAAUAUGAAUUAAGAUUUUAUUAUAUAUUUUUAAAUUAUAAUCUCACAAUUCAAACUAUGUUAACGUCUAAUUUAGUUAAUUUGUAUUCAAAAGAAGUAAAAAAUAUAAUUAAAAAUGUUAUAGAAAUUAAAAAAGAAAAAUAUCAACCAAUAAAUAUAUAUGAUGUUCUAUCAUUUCAGUACAAUCAAAUAAAAUUUAAUAAAAGUUCCCAAGAUAAUUUAAUAACACCAGUAAAAAAAAUUCAAAUAAUGAGUGAUAUAGUUGAAAGAGGAGGAAUACCUACAGAAUUUUCAAAAAAAGUUAUUUUAAAAGACGUAAUGAAUGCAAAUUAUUCUUUAAAAGAAAAAUAUAACAAAAGCAGAAACCAAAAUGAAUAUUUUAAUGGAAAGAAAUAUAAAGUUCGCAAUUAUUAUGAGUCUUCAAGAAGAUAA